This is a messenger RNA of Helicoverpa zea (corn earworm), 4837 nucleotides long. RefSeq names its product kinesin-like protein KIF18A. Gene Ontology annotation, biological process: microtubule-based movement. Gene Ontology annotation, molecular function: ATP binding; microtubule motor activity; microtubule binding. Lineage: Eukaryota; Metazoa; Arthropoda; Insecta; Lepidoptera; Noctuidae. The transcript has 8 exons. Bases 218 to 2854 code for a protein of 878 amino acids. The record is from RefSeq and is a predicted model, not a curated record.
UGCUGACGGUUACUUACUUUGACUGUUAAACGGUUAUGAAACGGAGUUCCGAUUAUAUUUAUAUUUGUUAUUUAAUUCAAUUAAUUAACGAGACGAACCGUUAUAACUUGUGUUUAAGUUGCGAGCUGCUAAACUGUGUACUAGUGUCUUGUGUGCGAGCGACGGGCGUCUUCUUUUAAUGAGAUACUUUUGUGGUCCUGAUUGAGCGUCACUGAAAAUGGUUAGAGUGGAAAGACCGAGGCAGGUCGGGCAGAAGGGUCCGUCCACUGCUCUUGCACCAUCGAAGAGCGGAUCAACGCAAAACAUGGCUGCAAACGUCAAGGUUGUUGUAAGAGUUAGGCCUUUGAAUGAGAGGGAAUUGGAAUCGAACACCCGCGUCGUCGUAGACGUGGUGGACGAUAAGAUGCUAGUAUUCGACCCUAAAGAGGAGGCCCAGCCUUUUUUCUACCAAGGAGUCCAACAGCCAAACAAAAACUUUUUAAAGCGCGCCAAUAAAGAGUUAAAGUUUGUGUUCGAUCAUGUUUGUGGGUUGGAUGCGACAAACAAAGAUGUGUUUGAGACAACUACAAAGGAUAUUUUGGCGUCUUUAAUGGAGGGCUACAACUGUUCAGUGUUUGCGUAUGGUGCUACAGGCGCAGGGAAGACAUUCACUAUGAUUGGCAACAAUGAGCACCCGGGCAUCUCAUAUUUGACUAUGGAACACUUAUUCUAUACUAUAAACUCUUUCGAGCAUGAAAGGGAAUUUGAUAUUGGAGUUUCUUACAUUGAAGUAUACAAUGAAAAUGUUUACGACUUACUAAAACCAUCAAGCACACCGCUACAACUGCGAGAAGACUCCAAGUACGGCGUGAUGGUCGCCGGCCUGACCCUGGCCAACAUCAAGACUGCUCGGGAACUGCUCAACAUGCUGGAGAACGGCAAUAAGAAUAGGACACAGCAUCCAACGGAUGCUAAUGCUGAGAGUUCCAGGAGUCAUGCUGUUUUUCAGGUAUACGUACAAAUGCGCUACAAGACGAGCAGCCAGCUCCGCAUAGUGAAGCUCUCGAUGAUAGACCUGGCGGGCAGCGAGCGCGCGUCGGCCACGGGCUGCGUCGGCGACCGCUUCAAGGAGGGCGCUAACAUCAACAAGAGCUUGCUGUCUUUGGGCAACUGUAUCAACAGGCUUGCUGAUGGUAGCAGUUAUAUCCCUUACAGAGACUCAAAACUCACCCGGCUCCUAAAGGACAGUCUCGGCGGUAACUGCAAGACAGUUAUGAUCGCCAACGUCUCCCCAGCAAGCAUCAGUUACGAAGACACGUACAACACACUGAAAUACGCAGCCAGAGCCAAUAAAAUACAACUGAGCAUUAAAAAGAAUAUUGUUGACGGUGACAUGAGGCUCUCGCAAUAUGUUAAGAUUAAUGAGGAGCUGAAGAAAAAGGUUAAGGAAUUGGAGGCGAAACUUUCGUUGUCUAGUGUUAAAGUGGUGUCGAGGGAACCGGAUAGGGCGAGGGAGAAAGCUGUCCAAGACUGGCGCAAGCGUAUCUCCGAGGCGGAGGCAGUGCACGGCGCAGUAGAGGAGUCGCUGCUGAGGCUGAUGAGCCGGCAGCGCGUGCUGGCGCUGCGGCAGCGCCUACGCACGCGCGCCUUCUCGCACGUCGCCGACCUCGCGCACCGCUCCUCCAGCGAGGCUAUGGAACAGAUGUGCACAGAAGAAAUACCACGUCAAGAACGCGCAGCUGAAAGUUACAUGAAACAAUCUGUACAUUUGGACUCCAAAGUUAUGACCGCAUGGACCAAAUGGGACGAUAGCAAAAAGAAACUGAACACUCUUUGUGAACAAGCUCUCUCCGCCUGUCCCGAAUUAACCGACUUUAUUGACAAAGUACACUUAAACACCGAAUUAAGACAGAUAAAUGCUAGAGACAGUUUAAGGCAGAAACUCAUGUCCAUACAAUAUGGAGAGAUCGACGCGUUCACCGAAUACAUGAGCGAGAUGCCCAGUAUGUUGAAAAAACUGUAUCUAACGCUCAAAGGCUAUGACAAAGUACCGCCAGCACUAGCGUCUGAGUACAUAGAAAUUAUGAAGAAGGCUAAAUCAGCUAAAGGCAUAAAAUGGUCGGAUGAUGGCCACGAAGGCGACGCACACUUCAAAUUCAUCUCAACGUUAGACCUAAGCAAACCAUCAACGACAUUAGAAUCCAGUUUCUCAAAAAAAGACGACAUCCCCGUAGACAUAACUGACAGUGAUGACUUAACCGACGUAGAAAAUAAAGAUCCUAUCAGGUUAUCAGCGAAAAAACGCAAAGGAACACCAAUUAAACUGCCUAAUAACGAAACCAUUAUAAUUAAUGACUCCUUCGAGAGUUUAGACACGACGAGAAACUUGAAUUCUGCAAAGAAAAUCAAGAGAGAAUAUGACAUGACAGCUGACGUUGAGAACUACGGUCCCAUAGACCCUAAGGACUUGAAUUCGACGUUUGUUUUGACUGGCAAGAUGGAGGAAGCUUUAAAGAAGGCGGUGAAGACAGAAUUUAAGACUGAAAUUGUUCCAGAGAAGAGGGGGCUCAUGGAUAGGACGAAUACCAUGCCGAGAGCGAUCAACUUCGGCGAUAGAGCCAAAAUAGUAAAGCCAGUGGUCGGCAAGGCGAUGCCGUUCCGUCGGCCGGCGCCGCAGCCCAACCCGCCUGCUCGAAGCUUCGGCUUCGGCUCCAGCGUGCCUAGAGACGCGCAAGCGCAGAGGAACGUACAAGACUCGUUGGGUCGUGGCAAGACGAAUGUCACUCAAAAGUCAGUUGGUUACAAAGCAGUGAGAGCGCGGGACCGCUUCCAGUCGCAUCCAUACUCGCGGCCGCCGCCCAUCUCCAGGAAGUGAACACAGGAACACAACCAAACUGUACAGAGUAGGCUAGGUAACACGUUUGUACUAUUAGCACGUCCCUAGUUAAGAUAAUUCGGAUUAUAAGAACAUUUCUAGAUAAUAAAAAUAAAUGAACAAAAUCCUGCCCUGUAAAUUAAAAUUUUAUUGAACUAAAAUAUUUAAUUUAGCCGUCACACAGGAUUAGUUAAUUAAAUAUGUAAAUUAUAAUUUUAGAAUACGUUACGAUAUUUUGGGACUUGAAUUAUGUAACAAAUUAAUUAGGCAACUAAUUAAUGUUGAACAAAAAUGUUUGUAAAGGCUUCGAAAUUUCUAAUAUACGUUUUGUAUAGUCGAAGUUUGUUACUAAUUACAGUUUGUACACAAAACAAUUUCACGGAUCUGUAGGUAUAAGAUAUUCAAAUAACAUUCGUGAAAAUAAUACGUUUUGGACUUUCAAUAUGUACUCAAAGUUUGUGGUGUGUAUAUUCGCGAAGUUUCGGCUGAAAUUUAAUCUAAAUCGGUUAGUAUUGGCAUACGUCAGACUUAUUGAAUGUGUCGCUUCAAUUUGAUGGUCGCUCUGCAAAGCUUAGUUUUGUCCACUCAGGAUUACUAACACUGUGGCAUAAUUGAUCUAAACUCUUUUGAUCUAAAAUAUUUGCUCUAACAAAUAGACUUAUGAAAGUAUUGACAUUUAUAAAAUGGGUGUCGAAAAUAAUAACUGACGAACACUUAUUAACAUUUGGACUUUAUUUAUAGUAGCAACCGUAAUUUUGGACAAUUGAAUUCGAGAAGUAUCGUGAUAAUCAGAAGCUUCUCUAUGUGUAAGCUUAUUUUUUGAAAGAAAUAUAGUAUUACACAUUAAUGUGGCUCUUUGUUAUCGCGAUGUUUUUUUAAAUAGUAUUAAUUUCCAUGACAAAAUUUACUUUUAAUGUCAAAAAUAAAACUGAGUUAUGAUAAAAAUGUUUAACCAAUUGAUUUGGUUCCAUAUUAUAAUUUACCAAGACAUUAUUAACUACAAGUUUCGACUUUCAUUCAAAUUAACUUUAUAAAGGCACCUGAUUACUGAUGUAUUCUUUCGUUUUCUUGACGUCUUCAAAAACUUCGUUUCUAUCAUUUUUAUUAAGUGUAGCUAUAACAGUAGUUUUAAAAUAUUGCUUUAAUAUUUGUAAAGGUUUUGUACUCAUAUUGAUGUUUUACAAAAUGUAUUAUUUAUUGUUUUUUAUAACUUAUUGUAACUCUAGAUUUUUAUUGAAUACCUUCUUGUAAUUUUUUACCAAACUAUUGAAUAAGGUUUAAUAUAUUCCAUCUAUUAAGCUGCGUCUUAAUUGUUGUGAGAUAUAUACUUUACCGCAAAGGAAUACGAAUAUGUUUUCGUGUUUUACAGAAUUUUUCUACCACAAUUUCUAUAACUUCAUUUCUAAAGCUUUGUGUCAACUGCGCAAUGAAAUCGAAACGAGAAUUUCAUACUUUCGGAGGUUGUCACAACUUCGUUAAAUGACAUCACUAAUAAAGUAUUCUUGCCGAUAUAUUUUUUAUAUGAAAUUGUACUAACUUAGAUUUACUUUUGAUACAUAGAUUGUUUUUCUACACGUAUUAGCUUUGCAUUUACUUGCGCCUUUGUAAAUGAUAAAUUUCUUGUACAUGAUAUUUAGAAUGUAUAAAAUAACUAGGACAGGGGUAUAUUUCUUUACAUAAUAAUAAAUUUUAAUAAACUUAUAUUGCACUGGGUUUAAAAUGCAAACAAAUAUUGAACUAUAAAUAAUACAAUAGGUUGACAUCAAAGAUUGGAUAAACUUUUCAAGUUGGUUUCGUUUGGGAAGUGUCUUCUCUUAAUCAAUCAGCCACGCACCCCUGUUGUAAGAAUAUUACAUUGUAACUAAUAUUUAAUUUAAUUCUCAUGAAUAUUAACUCUAAUGACUGAAUAUUAUUUUGUAUUUUGUUUUCUAAGAUUUAAUUAUGAUUAUGAGCAAGUUUAAUUAAAGUGAUUUGAACACCUGA